AUUAGUCAUAUUAGUGAGGGUAGACACAAAUAAUGUCACCGAUCAUGUGUCAGUUUUGUUGCCGGUGAAUAAAAGUGAUUGCAUCAUCCUUGUGUUUCAAUCUAAAUUAAGCCUCAAAUACCAUAAUUGGCGACGAGGAAAUAGUAAUUCACACGUGAAAAAGUGCAAAGAAUACAGUGAAAUAUGUCGUUUGUUGGAAAUGCGUCAUUUGGCAGCAAUCUCACGUUCGACCACCGCGCGCAAGAAUGGAGUAUAUUCAUUAGUCGUUUUAAGCAGUAUUGCACGGCUAACAGCAUUGAUGACAAUUCAGACAAAGCCGGGGUGAAGCGCCGCGCGUUGUUGUUGACAGCGUUGGUAGAAGACACUUAUCGCGUCGCUAAAGAUUUAGUAUUUCCUUCGGAUUUAGAAAACAUCGAGUACGCUACACUCAUACAGAAGUUAAACGAUCAUUUUAUCUCGAAGAGAAGUACUUUUGCUGAAAGAUAUUUGUUUUAUAAGGCUGAACAAAGACCGGGGGAAGAUUUAACUGAAUGGGCGGCGCGAGUACGACAUUUAGCGCAACAUUGUGGCUUUAAGAGCGAAUUGGACACAGCACUACGUGAUAGAUUCGUAUUGGGUCUAGUAAAUGCCAAAGAAAAAGAAAAGUUAUUCGCGGAGAAUAUCGAUAAUUUGUCUUUCAACAAGGCGUUGGAGAUGGCAUUAAGCGUGCAGUGUGCCCGCUUGGCAUUGCAAAGUGCUGAUUCGGCAUCAUCGGCGAGUUUGCAGCCGGGAGUCGAACGCGGUCCGGUUGGUGUGUUCGCCGUCCGUCCCGGCGCCCCCGGGAGGGCGGCCCGGGGCUCCAACUUCAGUGAGAAAGUGUUAUGUGUAGUGUGCGGUGGUAAAGGCCAUUCAAAAGAGCAGUGUCGUUUUAAAAGUUAUAAUUGUAAUAAGUGCGGUAAACAAGGGCAUUUACAACGAGUUUGUAACGUUAAUGUUAAGCGUAAUAAUUAUGUAGAAAUGCACGGCGAGGACUCUGAAGUUGAUUUCACAAAGUAACGCCUAUGGGGGUCAUCGUAAAAUUAUAUUUAAAACCGGAGAUGAAGUUUUGUUUAAACACUAUUAUAAAAAUGGAACCAAACAUACAUAUAAAUUUGGUAUAAUUAAAAAAAACAUUGGCUCAAGGAUGUAUUUGGUUUAUGUACCGGAACAAAAUGUCUACGUUCGCAAACAUAUAGAUCAAAUUUUGAUUUAUAAGGGUUCUAAAAAAUACAAUGAACAUGUGUCUGAUGAUGUGAGUUGCUUCGGGGACUACACUACUAAUGGGGUGACUGAAUCUUCAGUUCCUGUGGAUACGGAACAAGAUUCACCGCAAUUGCAGGGGGUUCCUCAUGACUCAAACGUCUUGUCAUCGCCAGCUCCUCAACAAGAGCAGGUAGAGGAGGAGAGGAGUGAAUCGGUACCAGUUGGCUCAGAUUCUGAAGGAAGUUCUGUCGCUACUGGCGUGAGUUCUCCUUCCGCCCCUAUAGACCCUCGGAGUGACGAUCAGUUGACACCUCGUAGAUAUCCCUUGCGUAUACGUAAAAAACGUAAAAUUUUGUAAUACCUAGUCAUUAAGUUGUAACUAAAGGUGGAGGGAUUGUAGUAUAUUAGUCAUAUUAGUGAGGGUAGACACAAAUAAUGUCACCGAUCAUGUGUCAGUUUUGUUGCCGGUGAAUAAAAGUGAUUGCAUCAUCCUUGUGUUUCAAUCUAAAUUAAGCCUCAAAUA
Molecule: messenger RNA, 1744 nt
Organism: Colias croceus (clouded yellow)
Lineage: Eukaryota; Metazoa; Arthropoda; Insecta; Lepidoptera; Pieridae
Exons: 2
Coding region: 184-1035 (283 amino acids)
Molecular function (GO): nucleic acid binding; zinc ion binding
Source: RefSeq, a predicted model, not a curated record